AUUCGGGUUGAAUGUCAGUUUCUUAAGGCCCGUGUCGGGGUGUCAUACACGAUCCGUCUCGGAUCCUUAAACAUGGCAUGGAUAGGUUUGUGUACGUAUGUGUUUUACUCAAGUCACACUUCCUGAGCAGAGUUAGUGAAGUCAGUGUCCCGUACGGUACACGGGUGUAUAUCUAUAUAUAAUUAUAUGUUAAGAGAGCGUAGACAGUAUUAAGUCUUACACAAAAAUUAGAACAGGGUCAUUAAUAUUGGAGAGUUGUGGAUAUUGGCUGCUACAGACCAGAACGUUGAUGCAGAACAUGUUACCAUAAGUCCAGUUUAAGGGACCUAAGUCCGUUUUAAGGGAUACUAUCAUUCUGAGAAGUGAAGCGUGAGAUUAUCCACGAGUCCAGCAUCUGAUGGUAAUGGCGCAGACUAGGAAAUCAUCACGAUCAUGUGAAAACGUCUUUGCGGGAUUUGUUAUAUUUGCGUGUGGGAUGUCUAUAAUCAUAUCCAUGCAAUCACAAACAUUUAUAAGAACGAAGAGAGCUUUUAAACUGGCAGGUACCCGAGAGAUACAGGAAAACAGGAACACUUUCCUAGCAGCGAUCGAUCAAGAUGAGAAGGACGAUGGUGAUAGACAUGAGCAUUCACAAACGUUAAACGACAAUGGUAACACGAUAAAAGACUGGUUUCGUAAGAGAUCGACAGAAAAACACAUGCCUACAAAAUUCCACCCGAUUCUGGUGCGACCAGAGCUGAUUUCGAGUUCUGCCUGUAAGAAUACUACGGUAGAUAUCCUGAUUUACUCGGUGAGUUUUUGGCGUAAUGCUGACCAGCGGGCUGCUAUUAGAGGCACGUGGGCUGCAAGAGACACGUUUACCGAUAUCAAAAUACAAACUGUGUUCUUCCUUGGGCGGCCGACCACCGCCGCUGACCAGGCGAAAAUUGAAUCCGAAAGUCAGAAGUACGGUGAUGUAAUUCAAGGAGAUUUCCUAGAUGGGCGGGCUAAUAUUUCUAUGAAGGGUCUACACGCCCUGCAGUGGAUCAACAGUAAUUGUCUCCACGCUAAAUACAUCAUUAAAGCAGAUGACGACAUGUUUGUCAACAUAUUUUACGUCAUAGAAUUCGGCGUGUCUGAAAUCUUUACGCUGAACAAAGUGCUCUUGUGCCACGUGAGGGAGAACAAUACUAGUGAAAUAAUGAGAAACAAGGACAGUAAAUGGUACGUCCCAGCCAACAUACUGCCUGGCCGGAAAUCCUUCCCCGCCAUGUGCUUUGCUAAUAUGGUGUUAUUCACGGCGGAUCUAGUUCCGGAAUUGUACAGAGCCUCGUUUUCAAUGCCCUACUGCACGGUUGACGAUGCAUACAUUUUUGGUAUGUUAGUUGAACUCGUAAAAGGUGCUGAUUUUCAAUCUAUCGGCGAGACCAUCUCCAUGGACCAGGACAAAGCAUAUCAGGAUUUGAUUUCUCAAAGUCACCCUCAAUUUCUUGCAAGUACAAUUAGACAAAUAGAGUUCUUUAGUAAAUUUUGGAAUGCCGCCUUGAGAAGAGUUCCUAAAUGGGCGAAAGGCCGCUUGAGUAAAACUAUCAAACCUUGAUUCACAAUAGGUAUGUUUUCCAUUAAUAAUUCAUUUGCGAUAAAGCAAAUAUGUUUAUGAUGUUAUGGUCGACAAUAAAGACCUGUCUUAUCCUUUCUCGGAAUGUAUUUGUGCACAGGUAUGUCAACCUAUUAAUUGAUGUUUCGGUAAAUAAAUGGUCUGUUCAAUGCGAUAUUGCAAAUUGUAUUAAAAUUAUUCACAAAAUACAAGCGAUUGAGGGCGACAAACAGAGAACAGUGAAGGUCUUACAAAGAUAUAUACAACAUAAUCAAGCUUGCUGAGCCUGGUCGCUGUACAUCACGCUCAAUGUGCCUAUACAUACACGAAAAUAAAAUUAAAACCAUUGUUUAUUGUA
Molecule: messenger RNA, 1934 nt
Organism: Pecten maximus
Lineage: Eukaryota; Metazoa; Mollusca; Bivalvia; Pectinida; Pectinidae
Product: beta-1,3-galactosyltransferase 5-like
Exons: 2
Coding region: 398-1579 (393 amino acids)
Cellular component (GO): membrane
Molecular function (GO): hexosyltransferase activity
Source: RefSeq, a predicted model, not a curated record